Molecule: messenger RNA, 1919 nt
Organism: Cladocopium goreaui
Lineage: Eukaryota; Dinophyceae; Suessiales; Symbiodiniaceae
Source: the annotation of a GenBank genome assembly
UGAGAGACCCCACUUGUAGCGGCAAACGGCCUUGGUUUGAUUCUCCGCAGCAUGGCACCCAACCGUGACAACCGUCGCCGUGACCGCAGCAGAAGCGACCGAAGAAACCGCAACGGUGCCUCUGGAAAAACGCAACAAGAUGAUCGCGCGAAGCAGAGGUGUAGUAGCAGCAGCAGCCCUGCCAAGGCCGUCCCAGCUCCGGCUGAAACGAAGCCGGCGAAGAAGACCAUCGUGGAAACGGCCACGGUGCGCUUUGAGAAGCGGCCCUUUGGCAUGGCUCCAGCGAAGGAGGAGAAGGGCUACAUGGUCGAGAAGGUGGCGGAAGGCAAACCUGCAGCUGAGGCCGGUGUGGACGUUGGGUGGCGCGUCCUGAAGGUGUCGGGGCAGGAUUGCAGUCAGAAGUCGUCGGCAGAGAUUCAGGCGCUCCUGAAGGAGGUGUCACUGCCGGUGGAAGUCCAAUUUCAGAAGCCGGAGGAGGAGGCGCUACCCAGCAGUGAAGAGGAUGAGAACAACAUUCAAAAUGUUCGUGCAGACCAUCGGAGACAACAUGAGGCUGCCUUGUCAAACAUCGACGAUCUGCCAGUGCAUCGGGACCCCGAAGAACUUCCAGAACCGAUUGCGUCCUGGCGUGAUGCUUGUGAGAGAAAACUUUUGAAUGCCUCCUUAGUCCAUAAACUGCAUGCAGCUGGACUGAAACGGCCCACCCUGAUCCAGCGCCAUGCUGUGCCAAUCGUGGGACACCAGGAACACUACGACCUGGUGGCACAAGCUCAAACAGGCAGUGGCAAAACCUUUGCCUUUGUCAUCCCUACGAUCGCCCGCUUGCUGUUGCGUGGUUGUCCAGCAAGACCUUUCUUUGCCGGGCCAACAGCACAGGGCUGCCCAGUGGUCCUGGUCCUAUCUCCUACCCGGGAACUGGCAAUCCAGACCUGCAGUGAGAUGGAAGUCAUGACCAAAGGGUCCAAGUUGACUCAGAUGAGCAUCUACGGUGGGGAAACCAUCAAAGAAAGCGCCAAACGCCUGGAAACUGCGCCCAUCGACAUCAUUUGUGCCACACCUGGUCGUCUCAUAGCACUGCUGGACGAGACAAAGAUUUCUCUCGCGUAUGUACAGACGGUGAUUUUGGAUGAGGCGGAUCAGAUGUUGGAGCAACGACUGGAGAUCAUGUGCGCGGAUAUCUUGGUGGGCCGAGAUAUGCCAGCACCAAGUUCGGGGCGACAGACACUGCUGUUUAGCGCGACCAUCCCACAGAAGAUCAAAGACAUGUGUCCACAGAUUCUGCGGGAGAAGCGCACUGCCCAUCUGACAAUUGGCUUCUACGAUGAUGACAAGGGUGGCUCCUGUGACAGCAUCACUCAGCUCUUGCGGUGGUCACCUGACGAGAAGGAUCGCAUCGGGGAACUCAUUCGAGACCUUCAGACCUACUGGGACAGGAAGAAGGGCCGUGUGGUGAUCUUUUCGAAUCUGCGGCUGACAGCUGACAGCUUGGCUCAUCAGCUGAAGCGUGAGGGGAUGACCUGUCGCCACCUGCAUGGCAAGUUGGACCAGGAAGUGCGAGAAAAUGUCUUUGACGGAUUUCGCCGAGGCGACUUCGACAUCUUGGUGGCCACCAACGUCGCGUCGCGCGGCUUGGAUUUUCCAGACGUCUCCUUGGUAGUCCAAUUCAACCUACCCGACAACAUUGACGUCUACACCCACCGUGUGGGGCGAACUGGUCGCAUCGGCCAGGUGGGUCAUGCCUUGGCUUAUCUGGGACCGAAGGAUAAGAAGAUCGCUGCGAAAUUGGUGGAGUUUCUGGAGCUCAACAAACAAAAUGUGCCGGACUACUUACGGGACAUGGCCAUCAAAGCUGAGACCUUGAAACAUCGCUACUGAUGGAAAUUGAUCCAUUGAAAGCGGCGAAGAUCAAUGAGUCAAAA